Molecule: messenger RNA, 1074 nt
Organism: Pocillopora damicornis (cauliflower coral)
Lineage: Eukaryota; Metazoa; Cnidaria; Anthozoa; Scleractinia; Pocilloporidae
Molecular function (GO): oxidoreductase activity
Source: RefSeq, a predicted model, not a curated record
UUUUAGUUUGCCAAGCGGGACAAACAUCGUUUGAUAGAUGCGGGCGGAGAUGUGACUGCAUUGGUGGGCGUCUCGUUAACUGCGUAAGGAUUAGAAAAGAGUUCACAUCCCUCUCGUUGACAGAGCGAAGGAGAUACAUUCAAACCAUUCUUACAGCUUCAACUGACACCAGGUUCAAAAACGAUUACGACCGCCUUCUCAAUGACCAUAGGAUCCUCUUCGCGACGGGAAUUCAUGAGCGUAUUCACUUUCUCACAUGGCAUCGUUAUUUUAUCCUGCUUUACGAAAAUCUUCUUCGACGGGUUGACUGCAGAUUCACUGUGUCAUACUGGGACUGGUCUCGAGUUUCGGGUGAUCCUUUUCGAACAACGAAUCCCAGAGACCUUUGGCAUAGAGGCAAUGCUUCUUUUGGCGGAAAUGGCGUUCCACCCAACCAGUGUGUACAGACGGGUCCUUUCAGAGAGAGCGUUUGGAGCCUCCCUCCCCUUCCAUCGGGAACUCCACCCUCGCCUGGAUCUGGAUGCUUAAGGCGACAAUUUAAUGGAAACCCUCCAGACACGGUUGCAGUGAAUAAUGUCUUGCAAAUAAACCCGGUUAACUUCACAGAUUUUGAGCUGCUACUCAGAUUAAAUCUCCAUGACGUAGUUCACUGUUUGAUUGGUGGUACCAUGUGCUCCGUUGACGCCGCUUUAGCGCCUGAGUUCUUUCUGCAUCAUGGUUUCGUCGACAAGAUUUGGGAUGACUGGCAGAAGAAAAGUGAUGCUCACCUGAAUGCGUUCUUUCCUACUAUCAACGAGGUUAUGCCAGGUACUCAGGUGUUACCCAGGGAGGUGGUUAGUCUUUCAUCCCAGCCAGGAGGCGUUCGUGCAGAAUACCAGCAACCUACUAGCCCUGUGAGACCUCUAUCAGGUAUAUGUAUGGGACAAAGUCAAAGAAGGCGAUUUUCUUCUAUCAGUACAAAGGCCAUCAAACUGUUCCAUGUAAAGCCAUCUGAGGUUACAAAAGCGAGAGCGAUGGAAAAGAUGAUACAGCCAUGAGCUGAAGCACCGAGCACCGAGGAAAGAAACACAGAAG